AUGUCGUCGAGAUCCGUUGCCGUGAACGCCGGUUCCUGGACGCCAGAUGUAGAGGUUACAACAGCAGUAGAGAAUGGCAAAAACUCCGACGACGCUCGAUCCGAGAAGGCCUCUUUCGUGACCCUACAGGAGGUACACACCCACUAUCGAGCGAGUGGCCACCAGCCACCAACUGCCUCACUCUUCAAAACGACGGCCGAGAGCAACAUAAUUGCGCCAACACCCAAGACACCGCGCCACCACCUCACCGAGCAAGAAAGUCGCCUCUGUCGCGAGGCUCUGUUAAGUGAGCGUCACAAGCGCCGCAUUCGACGGACAGAGCAGAAGAGCGGCAGCGAUGGAGCAGGGCAGACGAAGGCGAAGAAGGCGACAAGGAAGAAGGCUGCCAAGCGCACAGCGGCAGAUAUGGAGGUGGCGCAGUACAAGGGUCUGUAUAUUCCUUCAGCAAGCGCGCAGCUUGCAGACACGGCGGGCGAAAAAGAGGGCUCGACGAUUGCUGAAGUGAAGGAGACCAUGGUCCUAGAGACAACUGCGAUAGCGGUUGCGAUACACCGCGCCGCCACCCUCACCGAGCAAGAAAGUCGCCUCUGUCGCGAGGCUCUGUUAAGUGAGCGUCACGAGCGCCGCAUUCGACGGACAGAGCAGAAGAGCGGCAGCGAUGGAGCAGGGCAGACGAAGGCGAAGAAGGCGACAAGGAAGAAGGCUGCCAAGCGCACAGCGGCAGAUAUGGAGGUGGCGCAGUACAAGGGUCUGUAUAUUCCUUCAGCAAGCGCGCAGCUUGCAGACACGGCGGGCGAAAAAGAGGGCUCGACGAUUGCUGAAGUGAAGGAGACCAUGGUCCUAGAGACAACUGCGAUAGCGGUUGCGAUGUAG
Molecule: messenger RNA, 873 nt
Organism: Phytophthora infestans T30-4
Lineage: Eukaryota; Oomycota; Peronosporomycetes; Peronosporales; Peronosporaceae
Exons: 4
Coding region: 1-873 (290 amino acids)
Source: RefSeq, a predicted model, not a curated record